Molecule: messenger RNA, 542 nt
Organism: Aspergillus homomorphus CBS 101889
Lineage: Eukaryota; Fungi; Ascomycota; Eurotiomycetes; Eurotiales; Aspergillaceae
Exons: 3
Coding region: 66-464 (132 amino acids)
Source: RefSeq, a predicted model, not a curated record
CGACAAUAGAUUGCAUCACCGCACCGACAAAUCACUCUUGAUACAGGCCUUCAUGUAUUACCGACAUGAUUCGGUCCCUACCAGACGAAGCCGAAACAGUUCGACUAGAAAUCAAGCGGAUGAUCGCCAGCGCAGACGGGGGAGACACUUUGGCUGAAGUCGAUCGACUGGAGAGUCGAGAUGGCAGGGUACUAUAUAUGGGUGCUUCCCUUGGGCAAAAAAUAAGUUUCUUGAUGCAAAGCUUGGAGAUUCGACCGGACUGGGGCUGGACACUCUGGCAUUUCCCUGUGUCGAAACGAAUUUUGAAUGAACACCAUAACAUGCAACUUGUUCCCUUGUCGGGGAAUUCUACUAUAUCCCCGGGCGGACCAUUGCCUGAAGGCUUUCUUACACAUAUUACUGAGGAGGAGCUCACGCUUAGUCCGGGAUCGACCGUCAUUAUAUUCAUGAAACGAUCCUCCUGAGACUCCGAAAAUCUGCUCGGUUCACUUUUGUAACAUUGAAGCAUAUUUCUAUUUCGCUUGGCCUCAUGCUCCAAGAGU